CAUUAUUUGUUGCACUUUCUAUCUAGUUGGUUACGUUUCUACAUACAUGGCAGUGUAAGAUGAUUACUAAAACUGAACAAGGACUUCUACAGGGUCGGGAAGGUGUUGACUACGAUGGGAACAAAUAUUUUAGUUUUCAAGGAAUUCCAUACGCGAAACCUCCUCUUGGAGAAUUAAGAUUCAAGGCUCCGGAACCUCCUGCUCCUUGGUCAAAUGUACGAGAUGCAACUAAGGAAGCAAGUAUUAACCUUUCGAAGAAUUUUAUGACCAAAGCAUUAGAAGGAUCUGAAGACUGUCUAUAUCUAAAUGUAUUUUCAAAUAAUAUCCCAAGUGAAGCACUUCAACCUGUGAUGGUAUGGGUUCAUGGAGGUGGCUUCUUGUGUGGUUCUGGUAACAGCGACAUGUACAAUCCGGAAUAUUUGCUUACCCAAAAUGUUGUUGUUGUGACCUUUAACUACCGCUUAGGUAUUUUGGGCUUUCUCGGUUUUGAAGAUAAAUCUUUGGAAGUUCCCGGAAACGCUGGUUUAAAGGAUAUGGUGAUGGCAUUGAAAUGGGUUCAAAAAAAUAUUUCUCAAUUUGGUGGUGAUCCGAACAACGUUACCGUUUUUGGGCACUCAGCGGGAUCCGCAGCUGUGAAUUUUCUAAUGCUUUCGCCAACAGCAAAAGGACUUUUCCACCGGACAAUAUUACUAAGUGGAACUGCAACUAGCUUUUGGGCAAUUGGAGUCAAGUGCGCUCAACAAAUUGCGUCUACUUUGGGAUGUUCAAGCUCGAAUGAGCGUGAAAUUUUGGACUUUCUACGGAAGCAGGACGCAGAAAAACUAGUAAAAGUACAAGAUAUUCUAAAAGAUGAAGUUGUGCCUGCAAAACCCAGAUUUUAUUGUCCAAGUGUCGAAACACCAAAUCCAACAGCGUUUAUUACGGAAAGACCUCUGGAUUUAUUAAAAUCAGGAAAUUUUAUUAAAGUUCCUGUGAUGCUUGGAUAUACAUCAGAAGAGAGUAUAUUUUUUGAGUUCUUCCAAGAGAUCAUGAGCUCGCACAAAUUCAUAAAUUUGGAAGAAACGAUUCCGUACGACUGGGGAAUUAAAAUGGGAAGUAAAACAUCGAAGUUGAUGGCCAAUGAAAUCCGAAAAUUUUAUUUUGGCGACAAAGACCCUUCUGCAAACGAAUGCACACAAAAUCACUAUACACUUUCAUCUGACGUGGCAAUUACGAAAGACGUUUAUCUGGUGACGAAAUUAUUAAAGACAAGUGCUCCGUCUCAACCCGUCUAUUUGUACAGGUUUUCCGCAGACACAAAACUGAACUGCUUCAAAGAAUUAGUAAAAUCGACUGUAUCAGGUGUUAGUCACGGUGAUGAGCUACCUUACAUUUUCAAAACGUCCCUGAAUCCGGAUAUUCCUCCUGGAAGCAUCGAAGACCGUUGUAUUCGUAGAAUGGUGAAGCUGUUCACAAAUUUUGCGAAAACAUCGAACCCUACUCCUGUUGAAGAUGACGAAUUAAUCAAUUGGGAGCCUGUUCAUAAUAAAGAAGCACCAAAUUGUUUGGAAAUCGGAAACGAGUUGAAAUCGCUAAACGUUAUCCCAGAGAACGAUCGACUAAAGUUCUGGGAAACAUUGAAAGAAAUGAAAUUCCUUUCAUCUGACGUGGCAAUUACGAAAGACGUUUAUCUGGUGACGAAAUUAUUAAAGACAAGUGCUCCGUCUCAACCCGUCUAUUUGUACAGAUUUUCCGCAGAAACAAAACUGAACUGCUUCAAGGAGUUAGUAAAAUCGACUGUAUCAGGUGUUAGUCACGGUGAUGAGCUACCUUACAUUUUCAAAACGUCCCUGAAUCCGGAUGUUCCUCCUGGAAGCAUCGAAGACCGUUGUAUUCGUAGAAUGGUGAAGCUGUUCACAAAUUUUGCGAAAACAUCGAACCCUACUCCUGUUAAAGAUGACGAAUUAAUAAAUUGGGAGCCUGUUCAUAAUAAAGAAGCACCGAAUUGUUUGGAUAUCGGAAACGAGUUGAAAUCGCUAAGCGUUAUCCCAGAAAACGAUCGACUAAAGUUCUGGGAAGCAUUGAAAGAAAUGAAAUUCUAAAUUUCACUACUUUUUCUGCUUAUACUUAUCAAAUAAAUAAGUAAAUGUACAAAAUUCUAAAACAUUCGUUAAUAUACGUACUUACGUACUUUAAUUCUU
Molecule: messenger RNA, 2180 nt
Organism: Agrilus planipennis (emerald ash borer)
Lineage: Eukaryota; Metazoa; Arthropoda; Insecta; Coleoptera; Buprestidae
Product: juvenile hormone esterase
Exons: 10
Coding region: 60-2081 (673 amino acids)
Molecular function (GO): cholinesterase activity
Source: RefSeq, a predicted model, not a curated record